Messenger RNA from Planococcus citri (citrus mealybug), 3136 nucleotides. RefSeq names its product arouser (gene aru). Gene Ontology annotation, cellular component: plasma membrane. The record is from RefSeq and is a predicted model, not a curated record. NCBI's taxonomy places the organism in Eukaryota, Metazoa, Arthropoda, Insecta, Hemiptera, Pseudococcidae. Gene Ontology annotation, molecular function: actin binding. Gene Ontology annotation, biological process: regulation of Rho protein signal transduction; Rho protein signal transduction. Bases 329 to 2425 code for a protein of 698 amino acids. The transcript has 13 exons.
CACGUACAACAUAAACAUUAUCAUCAUCCUUGCAUUCUUUACUCUAAAAUAUGUGCCCGUCCCAAGAAUGCGCGAUGUGACGUGUGGCUUGUAGAGUUGUAGUGGUACAGUAAUUGAAAUAGAGAAUUCGCAUUUUAGUAUAUGUGUAAAAAACCACUUGUUGAUUCUCCAUUCAUAAUUUUUCGUAGUAUCGCGGAAAUCGAUAUUUUUCAAAAUAUUUUCAGCUCGUAGCUUAUGGCAAAUCGGUUUAAUGGCGUUUUAAUAUCCAGUUGUUUACAUUGUACCGAUAAUAUUCUUGGAACUGUUUAAUGAAGAACAUGUAAUAAAAAUGCCAUACAGCAGAAGCAGCGUUCACUCAAAUGGGUAUUCUCCGGAAUCCCAUCAAAGCAAUGAAUCUCCAACCUACGUAAUGGAACAUUUGGCUACUUUUUCGGUAGCCAAAGAAACAGGCAUCGUGUACCCAGCCGAUGGAAUGAGACGAUUGCUACAGCUAGAAAAGUCCAAUGGUAUUUGGUCGCAGAAGAUGCAUUUCAGAAUGGAUCCAAAUUGGGUUCUCAUCAUGGAUUACGAAACUGGGGUUGUAAUGGAGAAGUUUCCGGUCUCUGUGAUCCAAGAACCGACAGCGUUUACGAGUAACGAUCCUAUGGAAAUAUACAAUAAUAUAUUAGUGUUCAUUGUUGGUGACGAACGACAACUAAGCGGCUCGCAAUCGGAAAUGCAUAUUUUUCAGUGCCAAAGCAUAUCAGCUCAAGAUUUAGUAGAAGAUUUAAAAUUAUUAAGAAGUGGUCAUAUUUUACCAAGUCAUCCGAAACCGAGACAUAGUAUACCUCCUCCGCCUCCAACUCCACCACCGGAACCUCCACUUAAUGGAAUGAAAGUCAGAGAUCAAGUUUCUGUUUUCAAUGCUGCAGCUGCUCAUCCUCAUUCUGUGGAACCGGGUCGUGGUGGCAGCAGUGAAUUUGAAGGAAGGGAAGAUGAAACCAGUUCAACUUCCAGUGAGAAAUAUGAAAGAGAUGUGACUGUUUUGAAUCACUGUUUCGAUGAUAUUGAAAAAUUCAUCGCACGAUUGCAACACGCUGCGGCUGCGUCGCGUGAACUUGAAAGACGACAGAAGAGUAGAAAAUCAAAAAAGAAAGAUUUAGGAGAUGGUAUGUUGACCAUGCGAGCCAAACCUCCUCCAGAGAUCGAAUUCAUCGACAUAUUUCAAAAAUUCAAAUUGUCGUUUAAUUUACUGGCUAAACUGAAAUCACACAUACACGAUCCAAACGCUCCAGAAUUAGUCCACUUUUUAUUCACACCAUUGGCAUUGAUUGUCGACGCAUCCCACGAUACACAUUAUGGGCCUAAUCUUCCAGCCAGCGUUGUAACCCCUCUGCUGACCAAGGAAGCGGUCAAUUUACUUAUGCAUUGUGUCACCAGCAAAGAAACUGAACUGUGGCAUUCUCUAGGAGAUGCUUGGCUCGUGCCAAGAGAACAAUGGAAAGGUAACGUGCCACCUUAUCAUCCAAUAUUUAUGGAUGGCUGGUCACCGGAUUACCCAGUAUCUGAUAACAGAGGCUCGACCCCAUCUGAACAAAUUCCAUUAUCAGGAGAUAAACGAGGUCGAGAUGAGCCCAGAUCACAUCGCGAGGUUCAUGCAGAUCUACGAGAAGCUCAAUACGGCCGUAACCUAGACCACGGUCACGACGACAGUAGCGAUUACUUCGAUUACGAACAACAAGGCAGUGAUAUGGUUCCACCUGCUGCACCCCCAUUACCUCUGGUUGGUCAAUACCCAUACGAAGCUCACUCCAGACGUUACUCUCGCGAUGAAAGGGAAAUAUGUCACAGCCCGGACGCUGGCUCGGAUCCCGAAUUCGCCAGCAUGAUGCCGUCCCAUGUACACAACGUGCCUAGAGAUCGAGAUAUGGGCGCUCACAGCGACAUUUCAGCCGAUUCCAUCGAACGUAAUGGCGGCCUAGGAGAACGAUUCGAAAGGAACCAGAUGAGAUGGCUCGAUGAGCUAAGAAAUCGUGAUGCUAAAAUAGUUCAAGUUACAUAUCCGCGUACCGCCAACAAUGAUAAAGAACUGACUGUCGUUAGAGGAGAAUUCCUUGAGGUUUUGGAUGACAGCAGAAAAUGGUGGAAGACACGUAAUAGCAGAGGAGUAGUUGCUCAUGUACCGCAUACAAUUGUAACACCUUUCAGUUCAGUGACUGAUUCUAGUGAAGUGUUUAAUAAUCCGGUAUAUGGUAGAGGAUACGAUAGAGGCGGACGUCCUUAUAUGACAAAAGAAUCAAUGUCAUCGAUCGAACGAGACCACGUAGGUCCCAGCUCCGAAUCACCCCGAGGUACCAAAUCACCUGUCCAAGCGGGUGUUCCAGCUCCAGCUGAAUGGGUACGAAAAGAACGUCUCGGAAAGAAAGGAGAAUUUCGUUACUUCUAACCAAAACACUGAUUUCUACGCUUCUUCUUUCUCCGGAGCCGGAAUUUCAUCACAUUAUCUGAACUAGAUUAUUGGACUAUACCAUAUUUAUUUUUUCUAUUAGAUAUAUCUUCUUUUUUUUGACGUAUUUAUUUGACUGCGACAGUCGAGCGCAAAAUAUUUCCAAUAUCGCGAAAAUAAAAUUGUAUACUUCCCCCUUCCAUGUGCCCCUGUUCUGAACUUGAUUCUAGUUAACCUCAGGCAACUAUCUAAUUUAUUGAACAACGGACCAAUAAAACGCAGCCAAAGGAUAGCUGUAAAUUUUUUUAUAUUUUUAGUUCUGUGAGAGAUUGAGAUUAAUAGCCUAUAGUAAUUAUUACGUAUUCGUACGAAAGUUUUUUUUAUACUGCAGUAUUUUUUUUUCUGUUUAUUUUGCAAGUUUUAAUAUUUUUAAGUAAGUUGAAAAAAUUAUAUGUACUUAUUACGUAUAACUGAUUCCUAAUGUUUAAUGCUCGAAGGUGCUAUUGAAUAAACAAAAAGAGUGCAAUUCCAAAUACAGUACAUUUUUUUCUUCUUCAAAUUGUAGUGAAAUUUAUAAUUACUUAUUAUACUUAUUACUUUAAUCAAAAUUUGUUGUAUUAAUAUUUGGCUGGAAUCAGUUAUAGGAAAAAAAACAGUAUUAUGUCGAACGUAACAGUAUUUCAUAAACGUAAAUAUAUUUUUAUUAUUGUU